Marmota flaviventris (yellow-bellied marmot) is the source of this 2247-nucleotide messenger RNA. The record is from RefSeq and is a predicted model, not a curated record. NCBI's taxonomy places the organism in Eukaryota, Metazoa, Chordata, Mammalia, Rodentia, Sciuridae.
AUGAUUGGGGCUUGUCCAAAUUCAGUGCUGAUGUCAUUGUUCAUAAGUGCUACCAAGGAAUUCCCGGAGGUAAAAGAUUAUGAAGUGGUUUAUCCCGUAAGACUCCAUCCGCUACGGAAAAGGGAGAUCAAAACACCAGAAGAGAAGGAAACAUUCGAAACUGAAGUAAAGUAUGAAAUGACAGUUAAUGGAAAAAUUGCAGUGCUUUAUUUGAAAAAGAACAAGAAUCUCAUUGCACCAGGCUACACAGAAACACAUUAUAAUUCCACAGGGAAAGAGAUCACUUCUAGCCCUCAAAUCAUGGAUGACUGUUACUAUCAAGGACACAUCCUUAAUGAGCCAGAUUCUGAUGCGAGCAUCAGCACAUGUAGGGGUCUAAAGGGCUACUUCAGCCAGGGGGACCAAAGGUACUUCAUUGAACCUUUAGGCCACACAAAUCAGGAUGAACAGGAGCAUGCACUCUUCAAGUACAACGCUGAGGAAGACAAGGUUAAUGGUACCUGUGGCGCGGAUGAUGUGUCAUGGCCACCUGGAUUGCAGCAGAAUGUGAGCCUGCACAGCACCAGACUGAUUAAGUUGAAUGACCAGAAGCUUCAGGAACGUAAGAAAUACAUAGAAUAUUAUGUGGUCCUGGAUAAUGGUGAGUUUAAGAAGUACAAUGAAGAUCUGGAUGAAAUAAGGAAGAGGGUAUUUGAGAUGGCCAAUCACAUCAACAUGCUUUAUAAAAAACUCAAUGCUUAUGUGGCAUUAGUUGGGAUAGAAAUCUGGACGGACGAGGAUAAGAUAGUGAUAACCCCAAAUGCUUCCUCCACCUUGGAAAACUUUUCUAAAUGGAGGGGGAGAAGCCUGCUCAGCAGAAAGCACCAUGAUGUUGCGCAGUUGAUCACCUCAACAGAGUUGUCUGGAGCCAUGGUGGGCCUUGCCUUCAUGUCCUCAACCUGCUCUCCGUAUCAUUCUGUUGGCAUCAUUCAGGACCACAGUAGCAAUCUUCAUAGAGUUGCGGGGACAAUGGCCCAUGAAAUGGGCCACAACCUUGGGAUGAUUCAUGACUCCUAUGAAUGCAAGUGCCCCUCCACAGUGUGCGUGAUGGAGCAAAGAGUAAGCUUCUAUAUACCCACGGACUUCAGUUCCUGCAGCCGUGUCAACUACUACAAGUUCCUUGAAGAGAAAUCACCAAAUUGCCUCUUUAAUACCCCAUUUCCUGCAGAUAUCAUAUCUACCCCCAUCUGUGGGAACCAUUUGAUAGAAGUGGGAGAGGACUGCGAUUGUGGGACCCCUGAGGAAUGCACCAACAUUUGCUGUGAUGCUGAAACAUGUAAAACCAAAGCAGGGUUUCAAUGUGCGACAGGAGAAUGCUGUGAAAAGUGCCAACUUAGAAAGGCUGGGACUGUGUGCAGACCUGCAAACAACGAGUGCGACCUGCCUGAGAUGUGUGAUGGUAAAUCCAGUCGCUGCUCCAGUGAUAGAUUCCGAGUCAAUGGCUUCCCUUGCCAAAAUGGGCGGGGUUACUGCUUGAAUGGGCGGUGCCCUACGCUGCAGCAGCAGUGCACAGAGAUGUGGGGCCCAGGAACCAAGGCUGCAGAUGAGUCCUGUUACCACAAGAAUGAAGAUGGGUCCAAGUAUGGAUACUGUCACAUAGAAAAUGACACUCGCAUUCCCUGUAAAGCAAAAGACAUCAUGUGUGGCAAGUUGUUCUGUCAAGGUGGGUCAGGUAAUUUGCCCUGGAAAGGAUUUAUAAUAUCUUUCCAGACAUGUAAACUAUUUGAUCCUGAAGAUACAAGUCAAGGAAUAGACAUGGUGGCCAAUGGAACCAAGUGUGGGAAGAACAAGGUGUGCAUGAAUGCAGAGUGUGUGGACAUGGAGAGGACCUACAAGUCGACCAAUUGCUCCUCCAAGUGCAAAGGACAUGCGGUGUGUGACCACGAGCUGCAGUGUCAGUGUGAAGAAGGAUGGGCGCCUCCGGACUGCGACGACUCUUCCACCGUCUUCCAUUUCUCCAUUGUGGUUGGAGUGCUGUUCCCAGUGGCAGUCAUAUUUGUGGUGGUUGCCAUAGCAAUCCGGCACCAAAAUGCCAGAAGAAAGGGGAAGAAAGUUCAGAGGCCACUAUCCCCCACUGACACCGGGCCACACAUGCAGAAGAGUAAGCCCCAGAUGGUGAAGGCCAUUCAACCCCAAGAGAUGAGUUGGAUGAAGCUGUGUGUCUCUGCUCUGCCUGUGGAAGGCAGUGUGCCUCUGCUUCUCUUGUGA